UGUCAGUAACUAAGUUGCCUACAACCGUAGCCAUGCUGAUUAUACUCUGUCUGGCGUUGAUAGUUUCUGCCUCCUGUUUACAACCUAGAAUAAUCGGAGGUACAGCUACAACUAUCGAUAAGCAUCCAUAUCAGGUUUCUAUUCAUUAUGACGGUAAGCUCUUAUGUGGAGGUUCGAUAAUUAGCAAGGACUGGAUCUUGACAGCGGCACAUUGCGUUUAUGGUGGAAAAGUAGCACUUUUUAAAAUCCGAGUCGCAAGCAGUUAUCAUGAUGAAGGAGGCACUCUGAUUACAAGUAUUGCCUCCAUUAUUGCUCAUGAAUGGUACGAUGAAGAUACUUAUAUGUACGAUGUUGCUUUGAUCAAAUUGACAAAUCCUGUAUCAUUGGGUAAAAACGCAAAAAUUGUCGCUCUUGCGACACCAUCAACAAACAUUAAGACCGGUAGCAAGGCGAUUGUCGCGGGAUGGGGUAAAACUUCGACGAACGGUGCGAGCUCGAAAGUAUUGCGAGUCUUGACGGCACCGACCAUUGAUCAGAAAGUCUGUCAAGAGAUCUACGCUCAUCAUAGAAUAGUGACAUCGGAUAUGCUGUGCGCCGGUUACACCACUGGUGGGAAAGACACAUGUCAGGGAGACUCCGGCGGUCCGCUCGUGUACAACGGUGUCCAAAUUGGGAUCGUGUCCUGGGGUGCUCAGUGUGCGAGUGUUGGAUAUCCUGGAGUGUACACGCGAGUAUCCGCCAUACGGAGUUGGAUAACCAAGCGGGCGAACGUGUAGCAGAAUUAAUUUUUCCCCUCUCUUCUGCACUGUUCUCCGAGAUAGGAGAGAGGCGGCGUACCGUUGAAAAAAUAUUUUCUUUUGUUUAACCGCAUCAAAACCAGACAGUAUUAUGAAAAAGAUACUAUCUAUGAGCUGUAUAAUAGGAAAGUGUAUCUAAAAAUGAGAGGAAAAUUGUUUGCAGUAUUAAUGAUGUAAUUUUGAAACAGGAAGCGGUAAAAUUUCAAUGAGUUUGCAUUCCUAUUUCCCUGAAUAAGCAUUAUUUUCGUAUAUCUAUUACCAUCGAGAGAAAUUUUAAUUGAUAAAAUAACAUCAAUUUUAAAUCUUAUUUAAAACUAGAUUAUUUCUUAACAAUACAUUACGAAUAUAUUUAUUCUCUUCAGAUACAAAUUUAAGACUCACGUAAUGAGCCUUACAACAGUAAUAAAUUUUCUCACAACGUUA
This is a messenger RNA of Linepithema humile (Argentine ant), 1220 nucleotides long. RefSeq names its product trypsin-1. Lineage: Eukaryota; Metazoa; Arthropoda; Insecta; Hymenoptera; Formicidae. The record is from RefSeq and is a predicted model, not a curated record. Gene Ontology annotation, biological process: proteolysis. Gene Ontology annotation, molecular function: serine-type endopeptidase activity.